GGCUCUGAGCGCUCCACACGCGCAGGCCGCGGCCCCGCCGCCCUCAGCUGCGCUCCGUGGUGAAGCCAGCGGGGAUGGGAGCCUAAUCCCCUCCUGACGCCCCGAAAUACGGGAGAGCUGCUCCCCAGCCCCAGCUGCACCCCUGGCAGCACUGAGCCCGCCGCCCCAUGGCUGCUGCUGACCCCACGCUGCCCCCGGAGGAGGUGGCUCUGCUGGAGCUGGGGAAGGCAGCCCCCCCCGAUGAGGAUCCUCCGGCCCCAGAUGACGGCCGCGGGGAUCCCGACGCCACCCUGCUGUGGGACCAGCGCCAGCACGGCACCCAGGGACAGCCCGAACCCACAGACACCAAAAGGCGCUCGAGGCCCGAGGGGGCCCACGAUGACCCCGAAGAGGGGACUCCUGCCUGCCCCCCCCCUGAGGCUGACGGGGAGGAAGAUCCCGGGCUGCCCGUGAUGGCAGAUCAUGUCUUUGUGCCCAUUGACCUCCACUGCAUCGAGCGGACACCCGCGGAGCAGAGGAAGCAGCAGCCCACCCCGCAGCCCCAGGAGGAGGGCAGGGGGGGCUGUGCUCCCCCCAGGGACAGACCCAACAGCAUCCUCCCAAAGCAGGCCUUCCUCCCUGGUGGCCCCUCACUCUACCGGGGCCUGCUGGGCUUUGAGAGGCAAGCUGCCAAGCUGCCGGCCGAGGGGCCACGGUGCCCCUGCGCUGAGGUCUGCAGCACCGCUGCCCUCAAGGCUGUGGCCUCGGUGGUGGGGGCUCUGUUCCUUUGCCCCUGCCUCAUCUACGGUGCCUACGUCUUCCUGCCCUUCGACGCGCCGCUCCUGCCCACCAUCAGCACAAGGCUGGUGUACACGCUGCGCUGCGCUGCUUUCGCCACCGUCCCCAUCGUCCUGGGGAUGAUCAUCAGUGGCAUCUCACGCCUCUGCUCCGCAGCACUGGAACCCUUUGGAAAGCUGCAGCGGGAGGUGGAGAUCCAUCGGACCUACGUCUCCCAGUCCGUCCACCUCUUCAUCCUCUACUUCUUCAACAUGGCCGUGCUGGCCACGUACCUCCAGCAGGAGCUCCUCAAGCUCAUCCCCCUCCUCACAGGCCUCUUUGCCAUCUCUCGGCUGACCUACUGGCUGUCCUACGCCUUCGGGCGCUCCUUCCGUGCCUUUGGCUUCGCCAUGACCUUCCUGCCCCUCGUGGCCAUGCUGCUCUGGAACCUGUACAGCAUGUUUGUCCUGGAGCCCGAGAACCUCCUGGCCGUGGCGACAGCGAAGCCCGAGGAGAGCUCCCAGCAGAGCAGGGCCAGACUGCGGUACUGGGGCUGAGCCCUCCCUGCGAGCCCUGGGGGUGGGUGGGGGGCAGAUCCCACGGCUGCACUUCUUCCGUGGGAGUCCCACUGCACCCUACGCGAGGUGGGGAGCAGAAGGAGCCAUUACUUCAGGAUGAGGGGGGCAGGGAUUGCCAGACGUCCUCUUGGGGCCAAUAAAAACCUUCUGCUGAA
Messenger RNA from Gallus gallus (chicken), 1489 nucleotides. It is a transcript of the gene TMEM79, whose product is annotated as transmembrane protein 79. The coding region runs from base 168 to 1313 and encodes 381 amino acids. Gene Ontology annotation, biological process: regulated exocytosis. NCBI's taxonomy places the organism in Eukaryota, Metazoa, Chordata, Aves, Galliformes, Phasianidae. The record is from RefSeq and is a predicted model, not a curated record. The transcript has 4 exons. Gene Ontology annotation, cellular component: lysosomal membrane; trans-Golgi network membrane.